This is a messenger RNA of Lycium ferocissimum, 986 nucleotides long. Its product is annotated as GDSL esterase/lipase At1g28610-like. Gene Ontology annotation, molecular function: hydrolase activity, acting on ester bonds. Lineage: Eukaryota; Viridiplantae; Streptophyta; Magnoliopsida; Solanales; Solanaceae. The transcript is spliced from 2 exons. The coding region runs from base 198 to 749 and encodes 183 amino acids. The record is from RefSeq and is a predicted model, not a curated record.
AGCAUAAAUUUGUGUAAAAAGUAAUUAAAUUGCAAUAAAUAGUUGACAUGAACUCAUAACUUUUAAAAUAUGAAGGGUUCAAAUUAAAAAUCUAAAAGGUUGAACCCAUAGAGUUUAAAUCUCAGAUCUGCCUCUGACUAUAGCAGUUAAGAAAAUAUUAGAACAAAUGAUGUUGUUAUAAAGAGAUUUGACUGUACAUGAUGAUGCAGGAACUAAUGGAGUUAGGAGCAAGCACACUGGUAGUUCCAGGGGGUAUGCCAAUUGGAUGCUCAACAGCUCUUCUAACAAAAUUUAUGCUCUCAGAUAAGGAAGAUUAUGAUCCAAUUACUGGUUGUAUUAAUUGGCUAAACCAAUUUUCGCAGAAUUACAAUGAUUUUCUUCAGAAGGAACUUCAUCUUCUUAGAGAGCUUCAUCCUUCUGUUACAAUCAUCUAUGCUGACUACUACAAUGCUGCCAUGCAAUUUUAUGUGUCCCCAAACACCUAUGGGUUUACAAAAGGAGCUAUAAUUGCAUGCUGUGGAGCAGGAGGGCCAUAUAAUUAUAAAUUUUUUGAAUUAUGUGGGGAUCUAACAGCAAGAAAUAUUUGCGGUGACCCUUCACUAUAUGCUAGUUGGGAUGGAAUGCAUUUUACAGAAGCUGCCUAUAAAUUGAUAGCCACAGGUCUUUUAGAGGGCAAUUUCACUUUUCCUCCCCUCCCUAAAAUAUGUCCUACUAGUUUGAGUCCAAAUGUAAACCAUUUUGACUCUUAAAUCAUGACUAGGAAUUUCCCACCUAUUUUUGCUUUAUUUCAUUUUCACAAAGACUUUAAUGGAAUAGUUUGUCCUAGUAAUGAGAAAGUCUUCAUUAUUGUUGUGAAGAAUUUUAGUGGUGAAGCCAAAACCUUAGGGCGACAAGUGUAGCCCAAAAUCUUUACUUUUUUGAUACAUUUAUAUUCAUGACUACUAUUGUGAAAGAAUUUUAGCAGUCAAGCCAAAACUUGAAGGCUA